AUGCAGAGUGAGAGCAAGGACAUGAAGAAUGACAUCGAUGCCUCCAUCAAGAUGGUGCACAGAGGCGAGGCCACGAUGACGGCGCUGAAGACUUAUGCCGAGCCUUGGAUGGAAGAUGUGUCGAAGACCUUCCAGCAGAUGCAAGAGAAGCAGGACGACGCGACGCAAGGUCUGAUCAGUUUGCAGAAUGCCAUGCAACGGUGGAUUUGGGCAGUGAACGAGGAGAUCAAGAAAGAGACCUCCAAAGAAGAGGUGAAAGCGAAGACGGAGGAAGCUGAGGAGAAGAUUUUGAAGAAGUGCUUGGCCUUGGAGCGGGAGUUGCAGAGGCGUUUGACGCCGUUGCAAAUCCGAGACUGCGGAAGAUGCAACAAGAUUGAGCAAUGCUUUGAAGUUGCGCGUGGGCGGCUUUCGAAACUGGAGGAGAAUCUCGAUCGGGUUACGGCGGGGAUCGGCAUGCGCUUGGGAGGAGUGCGUGAUGAAGGUGGUGAAAACGAUGAAAGUGAUGAAAACCCUGAAGAAUUGAUUCGAAACAGGGGCUUCAAAGACCUCAAGGAUGCGUUGGUGAGCGAGGUUGGCUAG
Messenger RNA from Durusdinium trenchii, 579 nucleotides. The record is from the annotation of a GenBank genome assembly. NCBI's taxonomy places the organism in Eukaryota, Dinophyceae, Suessiales, Symbiodiniaceae.